AAAACGGCGUUAACAAAAGGAAACAUAGAAAUGCAAAUGGUGGCGGUAAUGCGCCAAUUACGCUGGAUGCCAACCGCCAUUAAACAUUAAGAAGAAGUAGAAGAAGAAGAAGUGUCGUCGAUCCGUCUGUAGUGGGUUGUGGAAGUGCGGGUGCUGAAAAUGCGGUGUCGACAUGUGUGAGCGAGACAUGGUGCCAGAACAUGGGAAGCAGCAGAAACGCUCGCCGCAGCCGUGUAAUAGCGAGGGCGACGCGGACGGAUCGUAUGUGUUUGAGGCUAAAGAGGCCUGGAAGGAUUUCCACAACUCCCUCAGACAGUUUUACGACAACGGAGAGCUGUGUGACGUCACUCUGAAGGUCGGAAACCGACUGAUACCAUGUCACAAACUGGUUCUGGCCUGCGUGGUGCCGUACUUUCGUGCCAUGUUCCUCUCAGAUAUGGCCGAGGCCAAACAGGACUUGAUUGAGAUUCGAGAUUUCGACGCCGAUGCCAUCCAGGACCUGGUGUGUUUCGCGUACUCCUCGCAGCUGACGCUGACGGUGGAUAACGUUCAGCCGCUGCUGUACGCGGCGUGUAUCCUGCAGGUGGAGCUGAUCGCUCGGGCCUGCUGUGAAUACAUGAAAGCUCACUUCCACCCCUCCAACUGUCUGGCCGUCCGCACCUUCGCAGAGAGUCACAACAGGGUGGACCUGAUGGACAUGGCUGACCGCUACGCCUGCAAGCAUUUCAGAGAAGUGGUGGAGUGUGAGGACUUCAUCUGCGUCUCGCCGCAGCACCUCAAGACGCUGCUGGCCUCCGGUGACCUGAACAUUCAGUCUGAGACUCAAGUGUACAACGCCGCCGUCAAAUGGCUCAAAGCCAACCUGAAGCACCAUGACGUCUGGCUGGAUCAGAUCAUGUCUCAGGUUAGCUGCUCAGGGCUGGAAUGGAAAAUUCAUCAUUUUACAGGGAAAGUUUAUGCUGUUGGAGGCCAUGAUGGCAACGAGCACCUUGGGAACAUGGAGAUGUUUGAUCCACACACCAACAAGUGGAUGAUGAAAGCCUCCAUGAGCACAAAACGGAGGGGGAUUGCGCUGGCUGCUCUCGGCGGACCCAUCUACGCUAUCGGUGGUCUGGAUGAUAACUCCUGCUUCAGUGAUGUGGAGCGCUAUGACAUCGAGUCGGACCGCUGGAGCGCCGUGGCUCCUAUGAACACACCCAGAGGAGGCGUGGGAUCUGUGGCGCUCGGGGGCUAUGUGUACGCGGUCGGGGGGAAUGACGGCAUUGCGUCGCUAUCCAGCGUGGAGCGCUUCGACCCUCAUCUGAACAAAUGGACAGAUGUGCGAGAGAUGGGGCAGCGGCGCGCUGGAAACGGUGUCAGCGAACUCAACGGAUGCCUCUACGUUGUUGGCGGGUUUGACGAUAAUUCUCCGCUGAGCUCAGUGGAGCGCACAUUUAGGUCAUGA
Sinocyclocheilus grahami is the source of this 1444-nucleotide messenger RNA. Its product is annotated as kelch-like protein 8. Bases 173 to 1444 code for a protein of 423 amino acids. The record is from RefSeq and is a predicted model, not a curated record. Lineage: Eukaryota; Metazoa; Chordata; Actinopteri; Cypriniformes; Cyprinidae. The transcript has 8 exons. Gene Ontology annotation, molecular function: protein binding.